This is a messenger RNA of Rotaria sp. Silwood2, 1620 nucleotides long. The record is from the annotation of a GenBank genome assembly. Lineage: Eukaryota; Metazoa; Rotifera; Eurotatoria; Philodinida; Philodinidae.
AUGAUGAAUGUCAGCAAUUACACCAUCGCAAUUGUUCUCAGUCUUCAGACUCUUUGUACUUGCAUUAUUUUUACACAGGGACAAUAUAUCUAUAAAUUCUAUCUAGAAACAUAUCGAUUUUUAUCAUAUGAAAUACAGAAUUCAACGAUUGUUACUCUUCCAUCUUAUCUUAAUAAGAUAAAUAAUAAAUUCUCAGACAAGUGUGCAAAAAGUAGUAUUGCUGUGAAUCGUAGUGUUCAAGCAUGGGCACAACAACGAUCUGCUGAUCUUUUUUUUUGGGCUAAUCUAUGGAGUUGUUUUCCUAUUAUUAUAAUGACUUAUAUUCUUGGAUUUUAUACCCCAAAAUUAGGUAAAAGAUUGGUUCUUAUAUUACCUAUGAUAGGUACUGUUUGUCAAUUAGCGAUUUGGUUAACAAUUAUUUAUUUUCAUUUAUCAGAAUAUUGGUGGUAUAUAGCUGCAUUUAUUGUUGGUUUAUCAGGUUCUGAAAAUGUUCGAGGUUUUGUUCUCAAUUUAUAUAUUACUGAAAAUACCGUUGAAAAUGAACGUUCAUCUCAUUUUGUUCUUUUUGGUGCAAUAUCAAUGAUAGUUUCAGCGAUAGGAACAUUUGCUAUUGGUUAUUAUAUAGCAUGGAAAGGUUUUAUUGAUUUAUAUUGGAUAGCAUCAAUAUUACAAUUAGUUUCAAUUAUUAUUGUUCUAUGCUUCUUUAAAUCUGAUAAACAUCAAUCUAAAACUUUAUCAAUGUCUAGUGAUUUAAAUUCAUUUUCAAACUCACCUGAUAUACAAAUUUCUAAAACAAAUUGUUGUUCUUAUUCUGAUGUAUGUAAAAUUUUGGAAUUUAAAAAUCGUUCACGUAAAAAAUCCUUUAGUCUUUUAUUAAUACUCUUAGCUUAUGCAUCAUAUGGAUUUACUUGUACAUCAUUAAUUGUACUUCUUUUAUAUCUUCUUAAUGCUCCAUUUUGUUGGUCAUCGGAACAUAUUGGAAAUUAUUCAGCAAUAGCAUUAAUUUCUCUUGGUAUUCUUAGUCUAUUAGGUAUGAAAAUUUUAACGAAAAUUGGUGCUUGUGAUAUAAUUAUUUGUAUAAUUAGUCAUAUAUUCUUUUGUAUUGCUUUACUUUGGCUUGCAUUUGCCCAGUAUGAUUGGCAAAUGUAUGUUGGAUUAAUAUUUAGUUCAUUUUCUGGUUAUCAAAAUUUAUUAACAUUACCAAUGAUAUCAAAAUGGUUACAACCAUAUGAAAGAACAAAUAUGUUUACAUUAGUAACAGAAAUUAAUGCUAUUAUGAAAGUUAUUGGAUGUUGUUUUUUCAAUUGGAUUUAUGCUCGAACUGUAAUUAAUUAUAAAAAUUUUACAUUUUUACUUGCAGCUGUUUUGAGUAUGAUUCCACUUUCUAUAAACAUAUGUUUAUGGUUUGUCUCACGAUGGAUGCCUAAUGAAAAUAGUGAGCAAUGUGAAAAAAUCGAUUUGAUAUCGACGGAAGUUUCGGUAUCUACCGAUUGGCCACCACAAAUUGGAGAUGCUAAUUCACUUUUAAUUCCACAACAAUUAUCAAAACUAUCACGUUCGAAUUCAUUAGCAUCAAUUGAUUAUGAAAUAAAAGAAAUUUACUGUGCUGAUACUCGUUAA